Molecule: messenger RNA, 4375 nt
Organism: Phyllostomus hastatus (greater spear-nosed bat)
Lineage: Eukaryota; Metazoa; Chordata; Mammalia; Chiroptera; Phyllostomidae
Gene: USP20
Product: ubiquitin specific peptidase 20
Exons: 25
Coding region: 336-3089 (917 amino acids)
Biological process (GO): protein deubiquitination
Molecular function (GO): cysteine-type deubiquitinase activity; zinc ion binding
Source: RefSeq, a predicted model, not a curated record
GCCGCCUGGGCCCCACGACCCUGCGCGGCGCGGCGCCGCGGAGGGUGCGUUUGACUGACAAGCAGCGGUGGCUCGGUAGCGACGGCAGGUGAGUUUCAGGCUGCUGCCGGCUGCUUCAGGGGGCCGGGCCUCUCGGGCAGGGGUGACCCCGGCCCUGCUCCCGGCCAUCGGAGUGCCUGGCCCUGCCAAGUGCGCUAAACGCCGCGUCCAGGGUCCCUGCCCGAGGCCUCUCACUCCAGCCCCCUGCAGCCGCCACCGUUGGCCAUCCACAGAGAAUGUGGAUGUUGACUGCUUCCUGGGACAGUCGCGGUAUGCAGAGGUGAGACCCAGCCAGGAUGGGGGACUCCAGGGACCUCUGCCCUCACCUUGACUCCAUAGGGGAGGUGACCAAAGAUGACCUGCUGCUCAAAUCCAAGGGAACCUGCCAGUCAUGCGGUGUUUCUGGGCCGAACCUGUGGGCCUGUCUGCAGGUCGCCUGCCCCUACGUUGGCUGCGGAGAGUCCUUUGCGGACCACAGCACCAUUCACGCCCAGGCAAAAAAGCACAACCUGACCGUGAACCUGACCACGUUCCGCGUGUGGUGUUACGCCUGCGAGAAGGAGGUGUUCCUGGAGCAGCGGCUGGCGGCCCCCCUGCCCGCCGCCUCGCCCAAACUGUCCGAGCAGGACCCCCCGCUGCCCUCCCACCCUCUGAAAGCCGUCCCCAUCGCCGUGGCUGAUGAAGGGGAGUCGGAGUCGGAGGACGAUGACCUGAAGCCUCGAGGCCUCACGGGCAUGAAGAACCUCGGGAACUCCUGCUACAUGAACGCAGCACUUCAGGCCCUGUCCAACUGCCCCCCGCUGACCCAGUUCUUCCUGGAGUGCGGCGGCCUGGUGCGCACGGACAAGAAGCCGGCCCUGUGCAAGAGUUACCAGAAGCUGGUGUCCGAGGUCUGGCACAGGAAACGCCCGAGCUACGUGGUCCCCACCAGCCUGUCCCACGGCAUCAAGUUGGUCAACCCGAUGUUCCGCGGCUACGCCCAGCAGGACACCCAGGAGUUCCUGCGCUGCCUGAUGGACCAGCUGCACGAGGAGCUCAAGGAGCCGGUGGUGGCGGCGGCGGCGGCCCUGGCGGAGGCCCGGGACUCGGACUCGAGCGACUCGGACGAGAAGAGGGAGGGCGACCGGAGCCCGUCGGAGGACGAGUUUCUGUCCUGCGACUCCAGCAGCGACAGGGGCGAGGGGGACGGGCAGGGCCGGGGCGGCGGCGGCGGCGGCUCGCAGCCCGAGGCGGAGCUGCUCCUCGCGGACGAGGCGGGCCGCGCCAUCUCCGAGAAGGAGCGGAUGAAGGACCGCAAGUUCUCCUGGGGCCAGCAGCGCACCGGCUCCGCGCAGGUGGACGAGGACGCCGACGUGGACACCGCCGUGGCCGCCCUGGACCGCCAGCUGCGGCAGGCUCGGCCGCCGUCGCCACGGCCCGCCAGUCCCUGCCGCACACCAGAGCCCGACAACGAGGCCCACAUGCGCAGCGCGUCUCGGCCCUGCAGCCCUGUCCACCACCUUGAGGGCCACGCCAAGCUGGCCGGCAGCCCUCCCCGCGCGAGCCCCGUGAGGGUGGGGCCGUCCUACGUACUCAAGAAAGCCCAGGUGCCGAGCGCCGGCAGCCGGCGGCGGAAGGAGCAGCGCUACCGCAGCGUCAUCUCCGACAUCUUCGACGGCUCCAUCCUCAGCCUGGUGCAGUGCCUCACCUGUGACCGGGUGUCCACUACGGUGGAGACAUUCCAGGACCUGUCACUGCCCAUCCCCGGCAAGGAGGACCUGGCCAAGCUCCACUCGGCCAUCUACCAGAACGUGCCGGCCAAGCCGGGCACCUGCGGGGACAGCUACACCGCCCAGGGCUGGCUGGCCUUCAUCCUGGAGUACAUCCGACGGUUUGUGGUAUCCUGUACCCCCAGCUGGUUUUGGGGGCCGGUCAUCACCCUGGAAGACUGCCUCGCCGCCUUCUUUGCCGCCGAUGAGCUGAAGGGCGACAACAUGUACAGCUGCGAACGCUGUAAAAAGCUGCGGAACGGGGUGAAGUACUGCAAGGUUCUGCGCUUGCCCGAGAUCCUGUGCAUCCACCUGAAGCGCUUCCGGCACGAGGUGAUGUAUUCCUUCAAAAUCAGCAGCCACGUCUCCUUCCCCCUCGAGGGGCUGGACCUGCGCCCCUUCCUCGCCAAGGAGUGCACGUCCCAGAUCACCACCUACGACCUCCUCUCCGUCAUCUGCCACCACGGCACCGCAGGCAGCGGCCACUACAUCGCCUACUGCCAGAACGUCAUCAACGGGCAGUGGUAUGAGUUCGACGACCAGUACGUCACCGAGGUCCACGAGACGGUGGUGCAGAGCGCGGAGGCCUACGUCCUAUUCUACCGGAAGAGCAGCGAGGAGGCGGUGCGGGAGCGGCAGCAGGUGGUGUCCCUAGCGGCCAUGCGGGAGCCCAGCCUGCUGCGGUUCUACGUGUCCCGGGAAUGGCUCAACAAGUUCAACACCUUCGCUGAGCCGGGGCCCAUCACCAACCACACCUUCCUCUGCUCCCACGGAGGCAUCCCGCCCAACAAGUACCACUACAUCGACGACCUGGUGGUGAUCCUGCCCCAGAACGUGUGGGAGCACCUGUACAACAGGUUUGGGGGCGGCCCCGCCGUGAACCACCUCUACGUGUGCUCCGUCUGCCAGGUGGAGAUCGAGGCGCUGGCCAAGCGCAGGCGGAUUGAGAUCGACACCUUCAUUAAGCUGAACAAGGCCUUCCAGGCGGAGGAGUCGCCCAGCGUCAUCUUCUGCAUCAGCAUGCAGUGGUUCCGGGAGUGGGAGGCCUUCGUCAAGGGCAAGGACAAUGAGCCCCCCGGGCCCAUCGACAACAGCAGGAUCGCGCAGGUGAAGGGAGGCGGCCACAUCCAACUGAAGCAGGGCGCCGACUACGGGCAGAUCUCAGAGGAGACCUGGGCCUACCUGCACGGCCUGUACGGCGGCGGCCCCGAGAUCGCCGUGCGGCAGAGCGUGGCGCAGCCGCAGGACCCCGACGGCCUGCACGGGGAGCAGAAGAUCGAAGCGGAGACCCGGGCCCUGUGAUGCCGGGCCGUCUGCGAGCCCCCUCCGCCCUGUCCCGAGACCCUCUCGUGUCCCCCGAGCACUGACCGCUGAGCACACCUGCCGGGUGGCCGUUCGGAAGGACCCUCGGUGGGGCCCCCCCGCCCGGCCGGGUGACGCCCCGCGGACGGUGUGCGGCGCCGGGAAGGGAGGCGGCACCGUGGAGGCGGAGGCACAGGUGUGUGAGAGGCCGGAGGACUGUCCGCCUCCCGGUGGCCGCGCCGGGACUGGGGACUGUGCCCCCCCUCAGGCCGGGUUCCAUGACCCAGGCGCCGUGGCGUGGACUUGGGUCUUCGUCCUGGAAGCGCCUGAUCGUCACCGUCACUUGGUUCUCACCUCCCCCCAACCCGCCCUCUUGCUAGCUCAGGCCCAGCCUCUGUCCCCGAGCUCUCAGCUGGGCUGUGGCCUUGGGGCCGGGUUGGGAGGGGCGGCUGCCUCACGGGCGUUUCCCGUGGCCACCUGGCCCGGCCCCUGAGACCCGUGGACGUGCAGAGUGCCCGCACGUGUGUCACCGGAGACCCCGCCUCACCCUGCACCUGCCCACGGUCGCCCGAAGGCUCCCGGAUGCUGGGCUGCUCUCUGGGGUUUUGUGACGCUAAGGACGCAUUGGAGAUUGGGGCUGGAGGGGGGUGGUUUCUGGAGGCAGCCAGUCCCGUCACCCUGUGCCGUGGAGCUGGCCCCCGCCCGGGACGGGAGACAGGACAGAAAUACCUCGAGUGGCCGGCACGUGCUGCUCCCGUGGGGGCCGACACUGGAGAAAAGCACCCCCUCCCCACGUGACUGGGCCCUGCAGAGCCCCUGGGCCUAGAGUGUGGCCCUGGGGCAGCUGCCACCCCCAGGUCCUGCGGGUGUGUCUUCUGGACGCUGAGCGAGGCCACUGCUGGGGCCCCGGGACCACCAAGCAGUGCUGCUGGGGGCACCGAGGCCACUGGAUGACAUGGUCAGGGCGAGCUGUCCCCCUCGUCAGGGCCAACGUGGGGCUCGGGGGCCCUGGGACAGAGCCCCCCACGCUCCUCCGGCAGCGUGCCGUUCAGGCGCGUGACCUCGUCUGCUGGGACCGGCACCUCCCCUGCUGGCGCGGCACUCAGCCGCGGAGCCAGCCGCGGCUGGGGUCUCUGGGCAUUUACCCGUCCUUUGAAAGCUGCCGCUGCUGCUGCAGCCGCAGCGACCCGUGUGUGAUGGAAGACACUGCCGUGCAGGCUGGAAUCUCGCCCACGGCUGCGCGGUCUGGUCCGUGUUCAGGACAGCAUAAUAAAUCCAAACACGUA